UACAAAUCUGUGUGUGUCAUUGUAUGAAAAAUUGUGCGUGUUGCGCGUCGUUCAUGAGACUGAACUCCGAGGGGACAAUACACGCGUACAUGGGUGUGUGUGAAUACUUUCAACUAGAGCCCAACUACGAGUUUCUGCGGGUGAAAAAUUGUUUGUCAUCAACCAAAAUUUAGUCCUCAUUGUUAACGUCAUAUUUGCAUUGCUGAAAUCACACAUCCGCACAAUGUUGACAAUGGAGGAUGCCAACAGCGAAACAUGGAUGUAUUCAAAAUAGAUUUGGAACAGUCGCAUAUCCAUUCGAGUCUCGUUGACAGCAACAACAGCACGAAUAAUUGUAACCAAACACAUAAUCUAUACACGCCCGGCGGCAUAGCCGGUGUCGUCGACAUCAAUCGUGAACUGCAGCACAGCUCCACCCACCAACAUUGCAACAACCAGAAUCUACUCGUACAUCAGGUCGAUCCUCGGCAACAACGUCAGUCUUAUAGCAGUUUAAAUGGUCAUACCGGCUUCGGGAAUGACGACACUGAGGACCGCAACAACAACGACAACGAUAACGACAUUGACGAUGACGACGAUCCCUUGCCUGAAGUAAGUUUUGAUGCCAACUCCGAUUUCAAUUUGCACUUCUUUGACACACCCGACGAUUCGUCGACGCAAGGUGCUUUCAGCGAAACUGGUUCCCUUGAAUCAGACGCCUAUGCGACUAGCUCAACACCCACACCCACACCACCACCACGAGCACACUUGCUAAAGGCUGAAACAUUGAGUGAAGAGUCUACGACGACAAUAACCUUAACCUCAGCUCCAACUUCAACUUCAGCCUCAGCCUCCGCAGCACAAACACUCAUUGCGAGCUCAAUAAGCAAUUCUAAUUGCAAUUCGAAUGCGGAAGUUGAUGAUGCUCUAAAGUUGUUGACAGAUGAUUGUACGUCCUUUUAUCAGCAUCAACUUCAUCAGCAGCAUCAGCAGCAUCAACAACAUCAAUCGUCAUCGUCCUCACUAAACGGUUCCAUCGCUCCAUCUUUAGGCAUCACUACUAAUUGCGUUGCUUAUUUAGCUGCCUCUGCGAACAGCAACAAUAACAACAACUGCAGCAGUAAUACCCCAACACAAUCAAUCAACGUUGGCAUCUCCUGCAAUUCCGUCAAUUCAUCGUCAUCAGCGGCAUCAACCCCCGCCUCAUCAUCGCACUCGUCAUCGUCAUCAUCAUCAUCAUCGUCGUCAGUAUCUUCGUCAUCACCAAUUGCAUCGAGCAACGGCAACAGUGUCGCAGCAGCCACAGCAGCCUCACAUAUCAUAGCGCUUGGCGGAGGUGGUGGUGGCAAUGGUGGAGGUACAUUGUACUCCAACACCAGUCUCCAUUCAUUCUGUCAAUCGCAUUCGUCGUCCUCAUCCGGCUGCUCUUCAAAUUCGUCGGCCGGCAGCAGCUGCAGCCACAACGGCCACAUCGCGGCAAGUGCCGGUGGACACAACAUUGGACGUUGUAACGGAUCCACAAUACUAUCGGUGGUUGCUGAGCAUUGUCUUGGAGAGCGCCAUCAUUCAACAGCAGCAGCAGCAGCAACAGGAGCAGCGUCAGCAGCAGCAAACAACUCGAACACAGCGAACUCGUGCAUCGCCAUCACCAACUCUACAUUGGCUAAUGUGAAACUGUCACAGGAUCAGCAAUUUGCCAUAGCGGACUCCAACUCCAACAGUGUCACGAAAUCAUUUGUGCCGUGUAAAGUUUGUGGCGACAAGGCGUCCGGCUACCAUUAUGGUGUAACCUCAUGCGAGGGUUGUAAGGGUUUCUUUCGCCGCAGCAUACAAAAACAAAUCGAGUACCGUUGUCUGCGCGAUGGUAAAUGUCUGGUGAUACGUUUGAAUCGCAACCGUUGCCAGUAUUGUCGCUUCAAGAAAUGCCUGUCGGCGGGCAUGAGUCGAGACUCUGUUCGUUAUGGUCGCGUACCCAAGCGUUCACGUGAGCUGAAUGGCACACCCUCGUCCACGGAUGAUCCGAAUUCGCUUGUGCGUGUGAAUACACCGAAUACACCGCAAACGCCACAAAUGUGUUCAGUCGCCUCGUCACCCUCCGAAUUGGGCUGUACGGGCCAAAAUAGUGUCGCCAACACAGCCAAUACACCCGGAUCUGGUGGAGUUGGUGGUAUGGGUGUUGGUGUAAAUAUGAGUGUCAGCGUUGGUGCCGGCGGUGCUGGCGGUAUAAUGGGACAAUGCGGUAAUGUUAGUGUCGGCAAUAUGGGUGUUGUUGGUGGCAAUGGUGGUAACGUUGGUGGGCAUACAAAUGUCGAUAAUAACGGUUGUGGCGUGGUUGACUUGCAAGGCCCAACCGCCGAGCUUACUGUUUACGAUGUGAUUAUGUGCGUCUCACAGGCGCAUCGCAUGCACUGCUCAUAUACGGAGGAGCAAACACGCGAACUGAUGCGGCGACCGGUGGCGGUGCCGCAGAAUGGAGUAAGUACAUGCUAUAUUGCCACUUCAGUAUCGGAGACAAUGGAAUUUCAGAAAAUUUGGCUGUGGCAACAAUAUGCGGCGCGGGUCACGCCCGGCGUUCAACGCAUCGUGGAGUUCGCGAAGCGUGUGCCCGGCUUUUGUGAUUUCACACAAGACGAUCAACUGAUACUCAUCAAAUUGGGCUUCUUUGAGGUGUGGCUUAGCCAUGUCGCGCGUAUGAUCAAUGAUGCAACGUUGACAUUCGAUGAUGGCACUUACCUGACACGACAACAACUGGAAAUUCUCUAUGAUAACGACUUCGUAAUCUCCCUAGUGAAUUUCGCCAACACACUCAACAGUUACGGCCUCAGUGAUACCGAAGUGGGCCUCUUCUCCGCCAUGGUAUUGCUCGCCUCCGAUCGUUCCGGCCUCGCUGAACCCAAAGUGAUUUCCCGAUCGCGCGAACGCGUUGCCGAAGCAUUGCGCGUGCAACUCGUCCGUUCACGUGCCGGCUCCACACAAGCACUACAGCUGAUGCCAGCACUGGAGGCUAAAAUACCCGAAUUGCGUUCGUUGGGCGCCAAACAUUUCUCACAUUUAGACUGGCUACGAAUGAAUUGGACGAAGCUGCGAUUGCCGCCACUCUUCGCAGAAAUAUUCGACAUACCCAAGACAGAGGAUGAUCUGUGAAGAGAAGAACAACUAGAGACUGCCUAUAACAAGUUGAACUGAAGGAAGGAAAUAAAAAUGUGACGCAAAUUUCAGCUGCGAAGUAGCAGCGAAGAAGUGGCUAAAGGGAAAGCGGAUAUAGUGAAGAAGAAAUGUAAGCAGCAAAGAGAAAUAUGGGGAAACGCGUAGCUUUCGCAUGUGAAGAAGUUGUAGCUACUCAGACUAGACACACAGUUAGCAAAAAAGAGAUUUUUGAAUGUGAGGAAUAAAUGAAAAAAAAAAGAAAAAACAAAUUCAAUAAAUAAUAACAUUAAUAUUAUUAAUGACACUACUAUACUACGUUUUUUAAAAUAAGCGUGAGUAGUUUUUAAGCAAAAGAAACCAUAUUUACAAAUAUUAUUAGUUCAUAAAUAGAUGAAAAAAUGGAAAAUAUUAUUUAAAAUAAUUAAAUUUUUAAAAGUUGUUUAUAUAAUUUUAAAUAGCAGUCGUAGAACGAAAUGUUCACAGCGGAAAUUAAAAUACAAAUCUUUUUUGUUGUUUAUAAAAUAUUUUUAAAAUGA
Molecule: messenger RNA, 3662 nt
Organism: Ceratitis capitata (Mediterranean fruit fly)
Lineage: Eukaryota; Metazoa; Arthropoda; Insecta; Diptera; Tephritidae
Gene: Eip78C
Product: ecdysone-induced protein 78C
Exons: 6
Coding region: 256-3123 (955 amino acids)
Biological process (GO): regulation of DNA-templated transcription
Molecular function (GO): sequence-specific DNA binding; nuclear receptor activity; zinc ion binding
Source: RefSeq, a predicted model, not a curated record